UUUUAAAUUUUAAAAAUAAUUUAUUUGCACUAAUAUAAAUUUACAUGUACUGAUUAUUGCAAGACCGCCAAACCAAAUAAAAGAGCGGCCUGUUUGAGCAAGACCAAAAAUAAGGGCGGCACAUUGUGAAAAGAGGAACAUAAAAGCGGGUUAGGGUUACUGUGAAGCUCUCAUUCUCUCUCAAACGACAAUCUAUCAAGCGGCAAAAUCUUCAGUGUUCUAUUCUCAGGGAUGAGUACACGAAGAAUUCGACUAUCAAGUAGCUCCAAUCCAAGGAACUCGACAGAAAACACACCAGUUGGAUCACAACAAUCAGAGCGACAACACACACCUGCACAAUCACAGCCUAACACCCCAAAUGUUUCUACAGCAUCCGCAAAUGAAUCUGCAAAUGAAUCUGCAGAUGAAGGUUGGGUAGUUGGCUCUAUGCAUAACGAUGGGCGUUUAAGGAUCGAAGUAAUUAGUGGAUUGUUGGAGCCUUCGGGUGCAUGCUCACGAGCAAUCACAGACUCUAUAUCCGAGAGGCAGGAUCCCACUGGAUUUAACUGGAAGGUAGUGUCGAAGGAGGUUAAAGAUUUUUAUUUCGAGGAGUUUAAGAAAUCUUUUGUUUGGAGACAAGAAGACAAACAAAUAUACAAAGCAUGGGUAAAAAAAGCAAGAAAUCGAUAUUCCAACUUUUGUAGUGAUGCUCGGAAAAAAUGGGAAGCUGGUGAAGUGGACAAUAGAGUAGCCAUGCAUGUAUGGCUACCUUGGGUUGAGUUUUGGAAAACUCCAGAUUUCCAGACUAAAUCAAAAACUCAAAAGAAAAAUCGUCGUGGUGGGACGGACCACUACCCUCCAACUCACACAGGUGGUUCAGCAUCCUUAAGAACUCAUGCUGCUGUUCUGGCGGAGACUAAUGGUAAAGAUCCAACUCCGGCCGAUGUGUAUUUGCUUACACAUACUAAGAAACGUGACAAAAAGACCUUUGUUACUAAGAAAGCGGAAGCAGUAUAUAAUAAGGUUAUUGAAAUUCGUGAGGAACGCUCUAAACCUAUUGAAGGUUCUGAUGAACCUCAGAUUGUUGAUGAAGACGAAAUAUUCUUGGAGGCAGUUGGAGGGCUGGACAAAAGAAAUAGAAUAUAUGGCUUGGGUUCUUUGCAAAGCGUCAUAUAUGGGCCAGAAAGCAAGAGCAGUACAUCCACUUCCCGUUACAGUGGCUCUAACUUCAAUAAAGAAUAUGAGCUAAUGCAGGUUGAGCUCCAAGAAAUGAAGGAACAGGUAAAGGAGUUACAGGAGACGAGAGAUAAGGAACUUGAAGAUAUGAGAAACCAAAUGGAAGAGAUGAAGAGCCAACUUGCUUUGGUAUUUAAAAAUCAGAACACAAGUUAGGCAAGUUCAUCAGUACAAAAGACAAUAGCAAGCUCCUGCUUUUAUAUAUUCUGCUAUAUAUUUUGUACCAACUUAAUGAAUGGUAUUUGUGAAUAUUUGGAUACUUGUGAUCAGGUACUUUAUUUCUAAUCAAAGUUAGUCUUUCUUUUGAUUCUACAA
Daucus carota subsp. sativus is the source of this 1530-nucleotide messenger RNA. RefSeq lists its product as uncharacterized. Lineage: Eukaryota; Viridiplantae; Streptophyta; Magnoliopsida; Apiales; Apiaceae. The transcript has 6 exons. The record is from RefSeq and is a predicted model, not a curated record. The coding region runs from base 232 to 1371 and encodes 379 amino acids.